This is a messenger RNA of Arthroderma uncinatum, 3345 nucleotides long. Its product is annotated as cytochrome P450 3A8. The coding region runs from base 1 to 3345 and encodes 1114 amino acids. Lineage: Eukaryota; Fungi; Ascomycota; Eurotiomycetes; Onygenales; Arthrodermataceae. Gene Ontology annotation, molecular function: monooxygenase activity; oxidoreductase activity, acting on paired donors, with incorporation or reduction of molecular oxygen; protein binding. The record is from RefSeq and is a predicted model, not a curated record. The transcript has 4 exons.
AUGAUUUACCUGUUAGCCCUUCCUGUCGUCGCCAUUUGCGUCUACCGAUAUAUCAUCUACCCCCUAUACUUCUCGCCACUCUCCUCGAUUCCCAAGGCCCAUUUUACGUCCGGAUUCCUUCCAGCAUGGCUCUGGUGGAUACGCAACUAUCGCUGCCGUGAGGUAUCGACCAUCUACUCCCUCCACAAGAAGUUGGGGCCCAUCGUGCAGCUAGCCCCAAAUGAGAUCAGUGUCAACUCAGCCAACGGUCUCAAAACUAUCUAUCUCGGCGGAUUCCCCAAGGAUAAAUAUUAUGAAGACCUGUUCGUGAAUUAUGGCCGUUACCCUAACCUGGCGAGCAUGCUGCCCUUCAAAGCUCAUUCGGAACAGAAGAGGAUGGUUUCCCGUGUUUAUUCAAAAUCGUUCAUCCUAUCCUCAGAGGACCUGCGAGUGGCUUCAGAGCGGCUGAUUUGGGAGAGAUACUUGCCCAUGUUUGAGAAGAUCGCUCUGCCGUCUUCAUUCCCCUCGGAUCGUGAAGAGGAGAGAUUGAACCUUGGCCCGGACAGAACAUUGAAUGUCUUCCCUCCCUUCCAGGCGUUGGGUAUGGAUUUUAUGUCGGCCUACCUGUUCGGGAUUGAUAACAGUACGGAUUUCCUGCGCGAUACAAAAUAUCGUGACCAUUGGCUGGAGCUGUACUCCAAGUUCAAGACCCAGCUCCCCAGUCAGAGAGCAUUUGGCGAAGUCGAGAGUCUGUGCCUGAGGAUGUGUGACCAGGUUGCGAGUCAGAUAUCUGGGAAGGAGAAGACGGAAACAGCACCGAAACCCGGCUCUACCGGACCAGUUGUCUAUAGUCAGCUCUCAAAUGGGAUUCUCUCUCAAAUAAAUCAGAACAGCCCUUCCGAUAGAGAGGACGCCAGACUUAGAAUCGCCUCUGAGAUGAUGGACCAUAUAGUUGCUGGCCACGAGACGACGGGGAUAACGUUGACUUACAUUGUUUACGAAAUGUCGCGAAAUCCUUCACUGCAAGAAAAGCUGCGAGAGGAAUUACUUACCUUAUCUCCACCGAUAUUAUACCGCAGAGACGAUAAUUCAGAGACCACCAAGGGCGACGGCAAAAUUGGUAGCCGUCUUCCUUCUUUCUACUCUCUCGAUGAGCUCCCGCUACUCAACGGAAUCGUCCACGAAACCCUUCGCGUAUACCCAGCUGCACCAUUGCCAUUGCCCAGAAUUGUGCCGUCUGGUAAAGUGGCGGAGCUAGAAGGCUAUAAGAUACCUGCCGGAACCAGGGUGAUGUCGUCUGCAUACACCUUACAUCGAACUCCAGAUGUAUUCCCGGAGCCCGAGAGCUGGAGACCUCAAAGAUGGAUAGACGCGAACAAGGAGGAGCUAGAAAAGAUGCGAAGAUUGUUCUGGGCAUUUGGGAGUGGUGGAAGAAUGUGCCUGGGAAGUAACUUUGCACUUCAGGAUAUCAAACUCGCCAUUGCUGGACUGUACACGAAUUAUACCACCUUCAUCGUGGGCAACGACAGUAUGGAACAGACGGAAACAUUCAUAGCACAACCUGUAUCAGGCAAACUGGUAAUCGGGUCUCUUCCUCCGGGCUGGAACGCUGACCGCAAACCCCAUCGAUGGCUCGACAGAAGGCUUGUCUGCAUUUCCCGUCAGGCAAUCAUCAAGCUAGACUUCCAGCAUCUAGCUGCUGAGGCCAUGAGAUACUUGUGCGGUAAUGGGAAACCAGAUUUUGCACGGCAGACCCAGAUCAAAAAGGAGACGGCGAUUUGGAUAGCGUAUCAAAAAAUCAUGCUGGGCCGACAUAGCAGAAAUUCCGCUCCCAACCAACCCCCGGAUGAAGUCACCCCUGAUGAAGUGAGGGAUGCGUGUUCACUAGCUGUGGCUCUAUGUGGAACAAAUAGGCUAUGCCGGGAGCUAAAAUCUUUAUCUCCCAAGGAACUCUAUCAAAAGUUCCUACAAGCUAGGCUUUCGGUAGCGGCAUCUCGCAACGACGAAGAGCGAGUAGCGUCCUUGAUAUCCCAUGGGGCUGACGUGAAUUCUCCAAAUACACUGUUUGGACCACCAUUAUACGGUGCGGUUUAUGGUUCGAAUAUUCCUAUUGUGAGGCUCUUGUUGGAGCAUGGCGCAGAUCCUUAUGCUCUAAACCGUGGAGGAUUACCACUUUGGCUAGAAACACCAGAACAAAAUAUGCCUUUGCAACGGAUACUCGCUGGCCUUGACAAGCUUAACCCUAGUACAUUUGAUAGGGUCGACUACAAUGCUCUUUGGUUGUCCUGUACUAUCGGGGAUCUGGAGACAUUACGUCUUAUUUUAGAGAACAGUCCUACUGAUCCGGAUUUUGAGGCCCGCGUUCCGCCUAUCAUUAUCGCUGCCCGUCGGGGCCAUGAUGAAAUUUUAGAAGUGCCGAAAAAUCCGCCCAAAGGUCUACCCGCAGAUUACAACUAUCUAAAUAUGUGCCCCAUCUGGCUCAUGGUCCAUCGUGGGCACUCUGAUGCAUUGCAGUUUCUUUUAGAUAAGAUCCAUAUAAGCACGAAAAAUCCCGAACACGUUUUCGAGCGUCUUCUGUGCUCCUCUGCAGGGUUCGGCCACACUGAUAUCGUGAAAAUGAUACUCAAACGUAGCCCGGUCAAUCUAAAUUUUUUCCGCUACUCCUUUGGCCCGCCUUUAGUUAAGGCUGCCAGUAAUGGACACCACGAGUUAGUCCAGGUUCUACUGCAGAAGGACCUGGACGUCAAUGUACGGUCUAAGGAUAAUGUUACGCCGCUCUGGGUCGCUGUGUACAAUGGCCACGAAGCGGUCGUGCGGGUGUUACUACGCUGUGGAUCUGUUAACCCAAAUAUCACAUGUCCGAUAGGCACUGAUAAUGUUCCUCCACUAACACUGGCUGUCGCAUACGGGAAAACACAGAUGGUAGAAAUGUUGCUUGAGAGGGCAGAUAUCAGAGUCAAUGCGACUAUACCAAACACCACCCGCACAAUAGUCGCGGGUACGGCAGUAGCGGAUGCGGCUCAUCGAGGGGAUGCAGAAGUUGUUCGUCUAUUUUUAAGGCGUAAAGAUCUCAGGCUAGAUACUGUUAGUUUUUGUGGCCGGACCCCUGUGAUAUGGGCUGCAGAGGGUGGCCACCAUGAAGUCGUGCGGCUUCUCCUCGAACACGACCUUGAAACUAUAGAUACCCAGGAUAUAUGUGGCGAAACAGGUUUGAUUAGAGCUGCCUGCCUAGGCCAUGUAUCUGUUAUCCGGGUCCUACUGGAAUUUGGUGCAGACACCCAGCUGGAGGAUCUGGAAGGUCGUUCGGCAUUGUGGUGGGUUUGUAAGCGCCAGGACCACGAAAUGGAACAACUUCUAUUAAGGUAA